Messenger RNA from Cavia porcellus (domestic guinea pig), 5754 nucleotides. RefSeq names its product fms related receptor tyrosine kinase 4 (gene Flt4). Bases 74 to 4165 code for a protein of 1363 amino acids. Lineage: Eukaryota; Metazoa; Chordata; Mammalia; Rodentia; Caviidae. The transcript has 30 exons. The record is from RefSeq and is a predicted model, not a curated record. Gene Ontology annotation, molecular function: transmembrane receptor protein tyrosine kinase activity; ATP binding; growth factor binding. Gene Ontology annotation, biological process: multicellular organism development; angiogenesis; positive regulation of kinase activity. Gene Ontology annotation, cellular component: plasma membrane; signaling receptor complex.
CCAGCCGCAGCCGCCCGGCUCUCACUCAGCCCGCUGCGGCCGCGCACGUCGGGCCCGCGCCCAGCGGCUGGAGAUGCGGCGGGGCGCCGCGCUGUGCCUGCUCCUCGGGCUCUACCUCGGACUCCUGCACGGCCUGGUGAGAGGCUACUCCAUGACCCCCCCAACCCUGAACGUCACGGAGGAGGUGCACGUCAUCAACGCCAGUGACAGCCUAGCCAUCUCCUGCAGGGGACAGCACCCCCUUGAGUGGGCCUGGCCAGGGGCUCCAGAGGCACCAGCCACAGGGGAGAAGGACAGUGAGGACUCAGGGGUCGUGCAAGAUUGUGAAGGCACAGACACCAGGCCCUACUGCAAAGUGCUGCUGCUGAGCGAGACCCGGGCCAACAACACAGGCAGCUACCGCUGCUUCUACAAGUACAUCAGUGCCCGCAUUGAGGGCACCACAGCCGCCAGCACCUACGUGUUCGUGAGAGACUUUGAGCAGCCAUUCAUCAACAAAGCCAACACACUCCUGGUCAACAGGAAGGACUCCAUGUGGGUGCCCUGCCUGGUGUCCGUCCCUGGCCUCAACAUCACACUGCACUCGCAAAGCUCAGUGCUGCGGCCUGAUGGGCACGAGGUGGUGUGGGACGACCGCCGGGGCAUGCAGGUGCCCACAUCUCUCCUGCGCGAUGCGCUGUACCUGCAGUGUGAGACCAGCUGGGGUGGCCGGGACUUUUAUUCCAGCCCCUUUCUCGUGCACAUCACAGGCAAUGAGCUCUAUGACAUCCAACUGUUCCCUAAGAAGUCCCUGGAGCUGCUGGUUGGAGAGAAGCUGGUCCUGAACUGUACUGUGUGGGCCGAGUUCAACUCGGGUGUCACCUUCGACUGGGACUAUCCGGGGAAGCAGGCAGACCGGGGUAAAUGGGUACCCGAGCGGCGCUCCCAGCAGACUCACACAGAGCUCUCCAGCAUCCUGACCAUCUACAACGUCAGCCAGCAUGACCUGGGCCAGUAUGUGUGUGAAGCCAACAACGGCAUCCAGAAGUUCCGGGAGAGCACCGAGGUCAUUGUGCAUGAAAAGCCUUUCAUCAGUGUCGACUGGCUCAAAGGACCAGUCCUGGAAGCCACAGCCGGAGAUGAGCUGGUGAAAUUGCCCGUGAAGCUGGCAGCCUACCCCCCACCAGAAUUCCAAUGGUACAAGAACAGAAAGGCAGUGAUGGGACGCCACAGUCCACAUGCCCUGGUGCUCAAAGAGGUGACUGAGGCCAGCGCUGGCAUCUACACGCUCGCCUUGUGGAACUCCGCAGCCGGCCUGAGACAAAACAUCAGCCUGGAGCUGGUGGUGAACGUGCCCCCCCACGUCCACGAGAAAGAGGCUUCCUCCCCCAGCACUUAUCCCCGCCACAGCCGCCAGGCCCUCACAUGCACGGCCUACGGGGUGCCCCCACCUCUCCGCGUCCAGUGGCACUGGCGACCCUGGACACCCUGCAGGACGUUCGCUCAGCGCAGCCUCCGCCGACGGCAGCAGCGAGAUGGCAUGCCACAGUGCUUGGACUGGAGGGAGGUGACCAUGCAGGAUGCUGUGAAUCCCAUCGAGAGUCUGGACACUUGGACCGAGUUUGUGGAAGGAAAGAAUAAGACGGUGAGCAAGCUGGUGAUCCAGGACGCCAACGUGUCUGCCAUGUACAAGUGUGUGGUCUUCAACAAGGUGGGCCGGGACGAGCGGCUCAUCUACUUCUAUGUGACCACCAUUCCCGACGGCUUCAGUAUCGAGGUGGAGCCCUCUGAGGACCCCCUAGAGGGCCAGUCCGUGCGCCUCAGCUGCCGAGCUGACAACUACACGUACGAGCAUCUACGUUGGUACCGCCUCAACCUGUCCACGCUGCACGACGCUCAUGGAAACCCACUGUUGCUUGACUGCAAGAAUGUCCACCUGUUCGCCACACCACUAGACGCCAGCCUGGAAGAGGCCGCGCCGGGAGCGCGUCACACCACGCUCAGCCUGAGCAUCCCGCGAGUGGCCCCCGAGCAUGAGGGCGACUACGUGUGCGAGGUGCAGGAUCGGCGCAAUCAGGAGAAGCAGUGCCACAAGAAGUACCUGUCGGUGCAGGCCCUGGAAGCCCCCCGGCUCAUGCAGAACUUGACCGACCUCCUGGUGAACGUGAGCGACUCCCUGGAGAUGCGGUGCCCCGUGGCGGGUGCACAUGUGCCCAGCAUCGUGUGGUACAAAGACGAAAAGCUGCUGGAGGAAGAGUCUGGAAUCGACUUGGCAGACUCGAACCAGAAGCUCAGCAUCCAGCGCGUGCGCGAGGAGGACGCUGGCCGCUACCUGUGCAGCGUGUGCAACGCCAAAGGCUGCGUGAACUCCUCCGCCAGCGUGGCUGUGGAAGGCUCCGAGGAUAAAGGCAGCAUGGAGAUCGUGAUCCUCAUCGGCACGGGGGUCAUCGCUGUUUUCUUCUGGGUCCUCCUCCUCCUCAUCUUCUGUAACAUGAGGAGGCCAACCCACGCGGACAUCAAGACAGGCUACCUGUCCAUCAUCAUGGACCCGGGGGAGGUGCCCCUGGAGGAGCAGUGCGAGUACCUGUCCUACGAUGCCAGCCAGUGGGAGUUCCCGCGGGAGCGGCUGCACCUGGGGAGAGUCCUUGGCCACGGGGCCUUCGGGAAGGUGGUGGAAGCUUCUGCUUUCGGCAUCAGCAAGGGCAGCAGCUGUGACACCGUGGCUGUGAAAAUGUUAAAAGAGGGGGCCACUGCCAGCGAGCACCGCGCGCUGAUGUCGGAGCUGAAGAUCCUCAUCCACAUCGGUCAUCACCUCAACGUGGUCAACCUGCUAGGGGCAUGUACUAAGGCCAACGGCCCCCUCAUGGUGAUCGUGGAGUACUGCAAGUAUGGCAACCUCUCCAACUUUCUGCGCAUCAAGCGCGAGGCCUUCAGCCCCUACGCGGAGAAGUCGCCUGCGCAGCGGAGGCGCUUCCGCGCCUUGGUAGAGGGCACUGAGACUGAUGGGAGGAGACCGGCAAGCGGCGACCGGGCCCUGCUCACCCGGCUCCUGAUGGGCAAGGGAGGGGUGGGGCGGGCUCCUCCUGUCGGAGAAGCCGAAGACCUGUGGCUGAGCCCACUGACCAUGGAAGACCUUGUCUGCUACAGCUUCCAGGUGGCCCGGGGGAUGGAGUUCCUGGCCUCCCGCAAGUGCAUCCACAGAGACCUGGCUGCUCGAAACAUCCUGCUGUCCGAAAGUGAUGUAGUGAAGAUUUGUGACUUUGGCCUUGCUCGAGACAUCUACAAAGACCCUGACUAUGUCCGAAAGGGCAGUGCCCGGCUCCCCCUGAAGUGGAUGGCCCCUGAGAGCAUCUUUGACAAGGUGUACACCACACAGAGUGAUGUCUGGUCCUUCGGAGUACUGCUCUGGGAGAUCUUCUCACUGGGGGCCUCCCCAUACCCAGGGGUGCAGAUCAAUGAGGAGUUCUGUCAGCGGCUGAAAGAUGGCACCAGAAUGAGAGCCCCAGAACUGGCCACUCCCGCCAUACGCCGCAUCAUGCAGAACUGUUGGUCUGGAGAUCCCAAAGCGAGGCCUGCUUUCUCAGAGCUGGUAGAGAUCCUGGGCGACCUGCUUCAGGGAGGAGGCAGACAGGAGGAAGACGAGGACUGUAUGGCCCUGUGCGACUCCCAGAGCUCAGAGGACAGCAACUUCUUGCAAACAUCCACCACAGCCCUGCAUGUCACCGAGCUGGACAGUAGGGGCAGCCAACCAAGCAUGCAUCGCCACAGCCUGGCUGCCAGAUACUACAAUUGUGUGUCCUUUCCUGGAUCCCUGGCCAGGGAGGCUCAGACCCGGAGUCCCUCUAGGAUGAAGACAUUUGAAGAAUUCCCCAUGACCCUGACAACCUGCAAAGCCCCUGUGGAUAAUCAGACGGACAGCGGGAUGGUGCUGGCCUCUGAGGAGUUUGCAGAGAUAGAGAGCAGACACAGACAAGAAGGCGGCUUCAGCUGUAAAGCACAAGGCCAGGAGGUGGACGUGACUGCGGUGCACCCUGACCCCGGGGGGAGACGAAGUCGGCAGGACCAGGGAGUGCAAGGAGGCCAGGUGUUCCUCAAUAGCGAGUAUGGGGCGCUGCAGGGGCCUCUGGCAGAGGGCUGCCGAACCGCUGCAACCAGCACACCCUUGUCUUCUGACAGCAGCUACUGAGCAUCGCGCGACGCGGGCCCGUUGACCCUGGGCUCUGACGGCGGUGGCAGGGACAUCCCCAGCAGGCGAGGAGAGAGUUGGAGGCCUGGGCUGGACCAUCGUGUCCUUCAGCUCUGACCCUGAGGAGCCUCCUCCGUCCCCUCCAGGAUCUGGAAUCCUGUCCCCUUCCCUGUCGUGAGCCCCGCCCUCCAGGUGCUCCCAGCCCCUUCUCAGAUCCAGAGCCACGUACCCAGGUGACCUUGUCCAUGGGUGCUGGCCCUGAACAGGCCUCUCCUAGGGCACUGGCUCAUAGUCGCUCCCUUCACCAUGGACAGUGGGUGACACAGGCCCCCUGUCCUGGACACAUGUCUGGACUCAUGUGGGCUGGAGGUAGAGCUCCUUCUGAGCACAUCUCCCAGCCCCUGCCCCAAAGCUGUGCACCAAAUCUGCCUCCCCUUCCUCUGGGAAAAAGCAUGCUUUACCCCUCCCAGAAGCUGCAGAGAGCCGUGUCUGUGUUUUCUGUCACAGCAGCAAAGGAGGAAUUGGGAGUAGGUUGCUCUCCUGAGCCCACCAACGGCUUCCUGACUGCUGGGGUGACCCAGUUCCAGAAAGGGAGGCAGAAGCAGCCUGAGUGUGCAGAAUUGUCCCACAGACACUUCCUUCCACUAGAACUUCAGGACUCUCAGCUUCUGUGAUGAGUUCAAUUUUCAAAACUUCAGCUGGAAGUGGACCCACUUUUUUUUUUUAACUGAAAUUAGGCAGUUUUUGGCUAAGACACUGCAGUCCACAUAGCUUGUCUUUCUUAGAAGAUCCCCAACCGUACAUGCCCAGUCCAGAAUCAAGAACCAACCUGUGGCCCAGAGCAGCCCCUUCUGGCUUUCUUCCUGGGACCUGAUUUUCCGUCCCAGUGCCUCCAAGACUUGAGCACUGUGGGUUCCACCCAGGAAGGCAUCAGGGCUGGCACAGAGACAGUGUGGCCCAGUGCUCACGGCAGUGAAGAUACACCUGGGACCUAUCUUUGGGAGGACCCUCCCCUUCCUUUUGCCUUCCCUCUGUGCCCACACUGGCACUUUUGUUCCCAUGGAGGAGCAACCAAGCCCCCCAGGAGUGAGAUCAUUCUGCCCAGACCCUGUCCCAGUUUACAUGAUUCCCCUCCCUGCCAAGAGAAAGCCCCUCCUCUGGUCAGCAACGCAGAACGCAGCCCCACCCCCCUUGCCCAAGACGCUUGCAGGACAGGCAGCUGCAGCAAGUGAGGUCUCCGCUGCAGACUCCCCCGCAGGGCACACUGCCACUCCGCGAGACCAUGGUGCAGGUGUGACUGGUCCUCGCUGACCCCGGGCUGCCUUCUGCGUGGCACCUGGCCUUGACUCACCCGGGGAAAGUUGAAAGGAUGCUGUGUCUCUGUGGACUGAAACCAGCAACGCGGGGCACAGCCCCCCACCCCGUGUGCACCUCUUCCUCGGCCGGCCACCUCUCCCCUGUCAUGUAACUGCACACCCUGCGAUGGGCUGGAGAAGAAAACCCACUGCACCCUUGUAGACAUGUUCUCCGAAAGAUCUAAAAUAUUUAACAAAAGAUAAUAAUAAAGCAGAUGCCAGUCUCUGAGUCAC